Rhagoletis zephyria (snowberry fruit fly) is the source of this 581-nucleotide messenger RNA. RefSeq names its product testis-specific serine/threonine-protein kinase 4-like. Gene Ontology annotation, cellular component: cytoplasm; cytosol; membrane. Gene Ontology annotation, biological process: autophagosome assembly; peptidyl-serine phosphorylation; protein autophosphorylation. The record is from RefSeq and is a predicted model, not a curated record. Gene Ontology annotation, molecular function: ATP binding; protein serine/threonine kinase activity. Lineage: Eukaryota; Metazoa; Arthropoda; Insecta; Diptera; Tephritidae.
AUGGCCUCCUCUUCAAAUGAUUUUGCGGAGAUUGACUCCAAGACGCAAGCAGUCUUCACAAAGAAGGGCUAUCAGUUGCAGGCAAAACUUGGUCAGGGUGCCUUUGGCCAGGUAUACAAGGCCAUCAACGUCAAAAGGGACAAUCAAGUGUGCGCUGUUAAGGUGAUGGACACCACAAAGAUGUCCUCCAAGCUAGUAGAAAAGUUUUUGCCCCGCGAGCUGGCCGCGCUAAUGGAGGUGAAUCACCCUUAUGCGGUGCGUGUCUACGACAUCUUUAAGAUGAGCAAAAAAGUUUUUAUUUUUAUGGAGUUUGCUGGCGGUGGCGAUUUGGCUGGCUACGUGAAGAAAAAUAAAGCCAUCAAAGAGGACCUAGCUUGUUACUGGUUCAACCAGACUUCACAAGCUGUCGAUUACCUCCACACAACUCAUCGCAUGGCACAUCGAGACAUAAAACUGGAUAACAUUCUUCUCAAUGAGGUUCGCCAGGUGAAGCUCAGUGAUUUUGGUUUUGCAAACUUUGUCCUCGACGAGUCGCAGGACAUCUACGAGUCAGUCAGCACGACUUUUUGCGGCACUUUACC